This is a messenger RNA of Seriola aureovittata, 4110 nucleotides long. It is a transcript of the gene lrwd1, whose product is annotated as leucine-rich repeats and WD repeat domain containing 1. The record is from RefSeq and is a predicted model, not a curated record. Gene Ontology annotation, biological process: chromatin organization; establishment of protein localization to chromatin. Gene Ontology annotation, cellular component: nuclear origin of replication recognition complex. The transcript has 16 exons. Gene Ontology annotation, molecular function: chromatin binding; protein binding. Lineage: Eukaryota; Metazoa; Chordata; Actinopteri; Carangiformes; Carangidae. The coding region runs from base 91 to 2319 and encodes 742 amino acids.
CUCGGUUUCUACAGGGGCAGUAAGUUCACUGAAGUCGCUGAAGUAUCGUUGUUUCUCUUUUUGAGUUGUGUUCCUCCCUACGGAUAAUCAAUGGAGAAAAUAACUGAGAAACUUCUACUGGAGAAAGGCUCUCCACAAACCAACAAACUGGAGCAAAUCAAGACACUGAAUCUAUCUAAGCUCGGGCUAAAGGUUCAGGACUUGCCAGUCAAGCUGCUGUCCCGUCUCCAGUCCCUCGAGCGAUGGGAUCUGUCUGGGAACGGACUGCAGGAGAUGCCCAAGAACCUGAAGCUGCCUGCACUUCGCUACCUGGACCUCAGCGACAACCAGAUGGAGGAUGUUACGACUCUGGAGUCUCUAAGCAGUCUGGAAGAGCUCAAGACGGAGGACAACCUUUAUAUCACUGUGAGUGAUAAUUACAAGCUGAUGGUGUUGUUGCCCAACCUGAGGAUUCACAACGGUAAAGAUAUCGGUGCUAAUGCCCUCCACCUGCGCGGCGUCUACAGUGAGGUCCUGAGGACGCGGAUAAUUGCACUUUGGGAGAAGAGCUUCACUCUCCCAGAUCCCAUGACAGCAGAGAAAAUGUCCACCUUGGAGACAAACUUUGUCAACACUGCCCGUCAACAGAUUAAAUUUGGACCCAGUUCAGUCACUGACUUCACCAAAUGGAAGGUGGAGAUUCUCGCUAAGGAGUUCCUGCGUUCUCUGACAGAACCAAAGACGGAACCGGAGAGCAGCGAGUGUACUGAUAAAAAAGAGAACUGUGAAAUCUCUACUCCCACAAAGAGGAAAAAUACCACAUCAGAAAUGGACACCAACAUAAGCCUGAUGCCUCGCAAAAGGCUGCGUGCAGAUCUCCCAGUCUCAACAGCUGAAGACAGUCCUCGCAAAUCUAGCCUCCGCCUCAAACCUCUGACUCAGGCCGACACUGUCAGGAUGAGCCCCCGCAAGAGAGUUCAGCCUCCUUCUACCCCCACCAGAGGGCAGACACGGGCAGAGACACCCAGGAAAGCCUCAAAGGUGCCACAAACCACAGAAGAUGGAGCUCAGAUUAAACAGAAGGAAGAUGUCAACAAAAAAGCCACAAAACUGCAGAGAGACACUGACAUGCUGUCUACAUUACAGAACUGCAAUAAGACACAGCCACUGUGUCUGAAGCCUCUGCAUGUCCUCCAGUGCCACAGUAAACAGGACAACUCUGAGGAUUUCUCCACCCAGCUGUGGGCCUGUGCUUUCCAGCCGCUGCCAGAUUCCACCGGUGGAGGAAGCCGUUUGGUUGCAACCUGUGGUGGAGACUCUCUCUGUGUGAUUGACUGUGAAACGGGGAUGGUGAUGAAGAAGUACAAAGUUCAUGGCGAGGAGUUCUUCUCGCUGGCCUGGUCCACAGUGAUGAUGUCUAGAGGAGGCGGGGCCUCGGCUCAACAUUGCAGCAUCCUGGCGGCAGGUGGAAAGAGAGGACUGGUCAAAUUGAUCCACCCCAGAAACAACGUAGCCUACGGGGAGUUCAGAGCCAGCCGCAAGGCGCUGUCUGUCCUCCGCUUCAACCACCACCAGGGAAACUUCCUCUUCACGGGAUCAUACGAUAACAAGAUAGUAAUGUGGGACAUCGGUGGAGUGGACAGCCAGUACAACUUCAAAGUUGUUCAGCUGCUGGUGUUGGAGAUCAGUACCACCCCUCUGCACAUCUGCCUCCCUCCCUCUUCCCCCAGCGCUCAGGUACUGACUGCCUGUGAGGAUGGCCUGUACUGCUUCAACACACAGCUCGGUACCAACAACAGCACAAAGAGUCGGUCCAAGGAGAUGGAGAUAACUUUCCCCAUAUAUAAGAAGGAAGACAAAGACCACGACUACCACACCGUUGACGGCCUAAGUUUUCUUACUGAUGACAUAGUGGCCUCCAAAAACUAUAUGCAUGAUUCCAUUUACCUGUGGAGCUGGAGCAGGACCAAGGCUCAGCGGCCUGACAAGAAGAGCAUGACAGUGUGUGCUGUGGUUCUCGCUGAGCUGCAGUGGACCAACACUGAGAUUCCCUACCUGGCGCUCAACACCUGUCCGGGCCAAGCCUACAUAGUGUGUGGUGACGACAAAGGCAGGCUGUGGACGUACCACGUCACCAAACUGCAGAAAAACAGUUUCCAGAUGGGGAAACCCAUACUGCCCACUGAGGUGUUGGAGUGGCCGAUGCCGGUAAGGAAGGGCCUCAGCCAAGUAGAGGGCCCUUCCAUCAACAGCGUAGCAAUGGACCCUGAGCUACGCUACCUGGUGGCCCUCAGUGACAAGAAUAUGGUGAUAGUGUGGAAACGGGAGGAGUCCUCCUGAGCAGAACAGCCAUGAGACUGUGAAGUAACUUAAAGGAAGUCAGGCAGAUCCUAAGGGUUUUUGUACUGAAAAAAAAAAUCACUAGCGAGUACCAAAUGUUGGUAUUUGUGAGGUAGUACUUCAGAUGCAGUACUGAAAAUGUGACGGACCAUUACCUAACUCGUAUGUCAGAGUAAACAACCAAACUGGGUGUUUUCUGAAACAACAGAAUACCACUCUGUCAAACAGAGACAGACUGACAGAUCCUCUGUGAGAUCUUGUUCUUUGAUCAUUUUCUUCAGUUUUUGUGGAGAAAGUGGCUUUUAUGAUGCUGCUGCAGUUAUAUCUGUCAGCAAGUAUCAGCCAGAUAGGUUGAAGGUUUACAGUAACAAUAUUCUUUAUUUUCUAUAUGAAAAUAUCUCAUGUUGAGAGUAAAGUAAAACUUUUAAUUUGCAGAAUUUUAUAGUGAAGAGUCACCACUGCAGGCGAUUAGUAGUAUAAACAAGGCAAGAGAAUUACUGAUUGUUGCCAUGUGACACAAUUAUUUUUUUAAUCUAUUUUGAAAGUUUAUAAAAAAAAAAAAGAUCCAGAUCAGAUCCAAAAACCACAAAACAUGGUAUCAGUUAAAAAAAUUGUGUAAUCAUUCCACAUAAUAACUCAACUCAACUUUGAAAUUGUCAGAAAAUGUGUAGCAGACCAUAACAACUCUAUUUAAGUGUAAUUGAUUAUACAAAAUAAAGCAACCUUUGCUGCAAAUGCAGCUGUAAUUGGCCUCAGGUAUGUUCAUGUUAGAUCUUGUUUUAUAGUCUCUUUAAUGUGUGGUUUUAUUUGGCACAGUUUAAUUUCAUGCUUGCAGUAUGAUUUCUAGUAGUGUGCCUCAUUAUUACAUUAUGAACUUGUGUUCAAAGAACCAACAUGGAAAUAUCAAGAUAUUUACAACAUUUAAAAGGUGUCGCUCAUAUUGAUAAACCCACAGAUAAAUAUCACCAGCCUCUGCAGUUUCCUUCAGCCCGCCAGUGUUUUAGCAUGUUGCAACUCAUUGUUUUGAUUGUUUUGGUUCCCUAUCGUCAACCUCAUGUCAAAAACAAGAUCUGAUAACACUGUACGAUACCUGCAGAGAGACCGAACAGCAACGAGCUGGAGAACAUGGUGGAGCAUUUAGCAGCUAAAUGCGAGUUUGAUAAGUGAAACUAAUUUUCAGGAAGUCUUUUUUUUUUUUUUUUUGUGCAAUUUCUGCCCUAAUAUGUUUUUUUUCUUUCAUUUUCAAAUGUACGGUUUUUUUAACAUCUGUAUUUGAAUGAACCUUGGUUUGGACCGUACUGUAUACUGUUACUCUGUAAUGCUCUGGUAACAUUAAGGAAUAUAAACAGCAGUAUUGACUUCACUGUGAAGAUGAAAGACGCAGAGUGGAGAUGCAUCCUGGCGACUGACCGCUUACGAAACAGAUUCAGUACAUCCUCUUCCUUCCUGCUGUCUAAUUAUAUUGAUCUGAACAGUAUAAAUGCCAUUUAUAUCCCACAGUAGUUCUACUGUGCUUACAACCUGCCAUGUUUCCAUGUGUUGUGAAGUUACAUGUGAACUUUUUUCAUUUAAUUAAAAAAAAAAAAUAUAUGAUUUGCAAUUGGGGAUAAAAGGACUGAAUUUUAUAAAUGGUCGAGUAGUGUAUUUUAUUUGGGCUGUACCCUGUAUUGUAAUGAGAUCUGAUUUUGUUUUUCUUUUUUACUAUAUUACAAGGUCCCGGGCCACAAUUAAACUGGGGGCAUUUAACCACUAGGCUACCAGGAUGCUCAAAUAAAUUACACUUCAAUCACA